AUGAGCCACACGGAUAAAACACGCCUCGUCAUUGUUGGCGGAGGAGCGGCGGGCGUUCUGCUCGCCAUGAAACUGGUCUCGGAAAAGUCACUAAGUAUCACCCUUAUCGAUGGCAAGACCUUUUACGAAUAUACCCCUGCACUAUGCUCAGUGUUGUACGAACCUACGGAUGAAAUGUUUCGACAACACUUUGACGCUGUUACUGUGCCGUAUGAAAACCUGUUACCGCCUCUAGGAAUCGAGUUUAAGCUGGGAAUUGUUCGCGAUAUACAGCAUGAUGAAGUAUUAUUGCAAGAUCAGUCGAGUAUACCGUAUGACUAUGCUGUCAUUUGCACUGGAUCAAGCUAUCAAGAACCGUGGAAAAUCAAGAGUAAUGGUCAUGAAAUCGUGCAGUUGGAAGACCGACUUCGUUACCUCACAGAACAACGGCAGCGCUACCAGGACGCUGAACGCAUUCUGUGCAUUGGUGGGGGACCCGUUGGUGUGGAAUUGGUGGCCGAAAUCGCCAAUCGAUCUCCCGAGAAACAAGUGAGUCUCGUCAGUGCCACGGAUCAAGUGCUCAGUGGCAGUCCCGGAAAGAUGAGCUACUAUGCGCAAAAAAUAUUACAUCAUUAUGAACAGAUCCAACUCAUCACGGGGGAAAUGGCGGAACCGGUGGACAAUGGCAAUAGUUCACGGCAGUGCUACAUGACGAAAAAAUCAGGCACCCGGAUCGAAGCGGAUCUUGUGUACAUGGCCACAGGGAUCCAGCCCAAUACGGCCUUUUUGAAGGAGUCACACGGAGACUGGUUAAAUGACAAGGGCCAUAUUCAAGUCGACAGUUAUCUUCGCGUGAAUCACACCGCCAAUCUCUUUGCCAUAGGCGAUGCCAAUGCGCUUGACGAACCCAAAAUGUUUUACACCGCCCACAUGCAAGCCAUCCAUUGUGCUCACAACCUCCAACGUCUUUUACAAAAACAGCCGCUGCGCGAAUACAAGGGAUCACGCAAAGCCAUGAUCACCUCCAUGGGCCCCGAUUACGGGUUAGCUUACGUCUCGGCAGGCGUGCUUCUUCGAGGCUGGCCAUUCACUACUAACAAAGGAAGUAAACUGGCGGCAUUGGAAAAACAUGCUAUCGAACGUAUUACGAUGAAUGACUGGCAUCUCAAGAAACCAGUGAAUGAUAUGCUGUAUUAUGCGCACGAAAAGGGCCACUUCAUGUCCCGUGUUCUUAUGCUAAUAUCCAUGGGAAAAAUUCAAUAA
This is a messenger RNA of Radiomyces spectabilis, 1242 nucleotides long. RefSeq lists its product as uncharacterized. The record is from RefSeq and is a predicted model, not a curated record. Gene Ontology annotation, molecular function: flavin adenine dinucleotide binding; electron-transferring-flavoprotein dehydrogenase activity. The transcript is spliced from 3 exons. Gene Ontology annotation, cellular component: cytoplasm. The coding region runs from base 1 to 1242 and encodes 413 amino acids. Lineage: Eukaryota; Fungi; Mucoromycota; Mucoromycetes; Mucorales; Radiomycetaceae.